UUGUCAUUCUAGCUGCUUGCUACCUCCGCAGCGUCUCUCUAGCUCUCUCUGUGCUAACUGCCUGCGCCUUAGACAGGGUGCGCAAAGCAGAAGGAUUCGUUGGGACCUGCCAUGGCAUCCCCCAGAACCUUAACUGUCGUGGCCCUUUCAGUGGCCUUGGGACUCUUCUUUGUUUUCAUGGGGACUAUCAAGUUGACCCCCAGGCUCAGCAAGGAUGCCUACAAUGAGAUGAAACGUGCUUACAAGAGCUAUGUCCGAGCCCUCCCUCUGCUGAAGAAAAUGGGAAUCAAUUCCAUUCUCCUACGUAAAAGCAUUGGAGCUCUUGAGGUGGCCUGCGGCAUCAUCAUGACCCUUGUGCCUGGCCGUCCCAAAGAUGUGGCCAACUUCUUCCUACUCUUGCUCGUGUUGGCUGUGCUCUUCUUUCAUCAGCUGAUCGGCGAUCCUCUCAAACGCUACGCCCAUGCCCUGGUGUUUGGAAUUCUGCUCACCUGCCGCCUGUUGAUUGCUCGCAAACCUGAAGACCGGUCUUCUGAGAAGAAGCCCUUGCCCGGGAAGGCUGAGGAGCAGCCCUCCUUGUAUGAGAAGGCCCCCCAGGGCAAAGUGAAGGUGUCAUAAGAAAGCAGAAGUGCAAAAAGUGGACCUUCUAGGCAGUUGCCUCCAUGACAUCAGUAAGAUGUCAACGUGUGUUUUUCAUCUGAUUUAUUUAUCUUGGGGGAAAGGGAAAAAUAUAAUCUGCAAAGUAAUGACCAUAUUGGCUUGUGUACAUCUAUAUCCUAAAUGACCUCCCCACUUAGACAUAUGUGCACCACCGUUAAUCACUUCAGGGCAACUCUCACAUCUUGCUGCAUGUACAUGUAUACGGCUACUAUUGAAGUGUAUUUGUAAGAUGGACUUCAGCAAGCAUGUGACUGUGAAAUUGUGUGGGAAAAUUUAACUACCGUGUGUGUGUUCGCACACACGCACGUGCAGAGGAAAAGGCUCUGAAUUUGAACUAAUCCUGCACAGGCAUCCUUCCCUUUAUAGAUCAAUUCCAGCAAAGGCAGGAUAAAAUAGACCUCAUACAAAGAGAAUCCUACAUACUUCUGGUAUAAAAUAAAUGAUGUAUUCCCAUGGUGGGGGGGAAUCCUGUAAUACAUUAAGCUGAAAAUUUAAACUCACCACUUUAAGAAAAAGUUCCUUCAAUUUGAGACACUGGGUUAUAUGUAAAAUUAAUUAGUAUCUGCUUCAACAGUUGUUUAAAUUUUAAAUACUCCAUAUUGAGUUUAAUUAAAACAAGAGGUAUAUGCAGUCAAUAGAGAGUCUAACUUCUCAAGUGAUAAAAUAGGAAGUUUCACUUUGCCUUUGUCCAAACCCAACCUACUAAGACUCUUUACUCACGAUUUGAAACUUGAAGCAGUAAAUUUGUUACCAGAUAUCUUUUUUGGAUUUUCUUGAGCCAAAAGCUGCCUUACUUCCACUAUUCUCAGCAGCUAAUCAAGACUUGGUAGUUGCUCAACUGUUGCAGUUGAGGGAGCAGGGAUUAGUCCUGUUAGAAGUAUAUGAAUCUCAAACCCUAGCUGUUCUCUUAAGUCAUCUGAAAUUUGUCAGAGGAGCUGUAUCCAGUGUUUCUCUACCAGAUCACUAGUCCUAUUGAUUCUUCACUGAACUUUGCUAGAAUAAGCAGAGUUCCAAAUCACCCCCAGGGGUGUUUCUUCUUUAUCACUCCGGUGGGUGGAGUUUUGCUGGGGGAUGGACAUUUGGUAUGUUAGUUGGAUUGAGCAGUAUGAAAAUUUGCUUUUUUCAUUACAUACUGCUAUUUCUCCUUGUUAGAUGUGCUUUGGUGAUUUAAUAUUAAUAUGACAGGGAUGCGGAAGGGGGUGGGGGUUGUGUGUGGGGAG
Choloepus didactylus (southern two-toed sloth) is the source of this 1877-nucleotide messenger RNA. It is a transcript of the gene TMEM35A, whose product is annotated as transmembrane protein 35A. Bases 112 to 615 code for a protein of 167 amino acids. The record is from RefSeq and is a predicted model, not a curated record. Gene Ontology annotation, biological process: positive regulation of protein localization to cell surface; chaperone-mediated protein complex assembly. The transcript has 2 exons. Gene Ontology annotation, molecular function: acetylcholine receptor regulator activity. Lineage: Eukaryota; Metazoa; Chordata; Mammalia; Pilosa; Megalonychidae. Gene Ontology annotation, cellular component: endoplasmic reticulum.